Molecule: messenger RNA, 2037 nt
Organism: Alternaria arborescens
Lineage: Eukaryota; Fungi; Ascomycota; Dothideomycetes; Pleosporales; Pleosporaceae
Exons: 2
Coding region: 1-2037 (678 amino acids)
Biological process (GO): Golgi to vacuole transport; endocytic recycling; retrograde transport, endosome to Golgi
Cellular component (GO): GARP complex
Molecular function (GO): syntaxin binding
Source: RefSeq, a predicted model, not a curated record
AUGUGGGGCUUGGAUGGGCUCUCGUCGUACUCGACACCCGCCGGCAUGCCGCCUCCGCGACGCGAUUCCCACUCGCCAGCUCCUCGAAGGGGCUACCCAGCUCCGGCGCAACCUGUCAGACCGGGGCUCAAUCCACGAUCGUCUUCGCUGACACCCCUCAUAUCGCCCAAUGCGUCGACUGCGAGCCUGCCUCUAUCCGCGCGUAUGCCAAAUGGAGGACUUCGUAGGCGGCAGACAGGCGGCAUCCCUCCCAACGUGCCAGAUCCCAUACACGUGUUAGAGUCCAUCAUGGGAGGGCUACCACGCAACUCGUCUGCGACGAAUGGGGAAGAGGUAGCGCGUACAUCUGGAAAGCCUGACGAGGUAGAGGAAGAUAUUGAAUUUGGGGAAUUGAGCUUGCACGAUUUCGUAGCGGUCAAGACUGCAGAACGACAGCAACCCACUUCUGUACAUACAUAUAGUACGCAGUCAGUCGAAGAAUAUGACAAAGACAAAGACAAGUUUGAGGACCUGCACAAAUCUAUAUUGGCGUGCGACGAGGUACUCAAGUCGGUCGAGGCAAACCUGACCAACUUUCAGUCCGAUCUCGAGGCCGUUUCUGCCGAGAUAGAAUCACUCCAGAACCGAUCUAUUGCCUUGAACACCAAGCUGGAAAACCGUAAGGUGGUUGAGAAGCUUCUGGGACCGGCGGUGGAAGACAUCAGUAUAUCACCAGCCGUCGUGCACAAGAUCGCCGAAGGCCCGGUCGACGAGGGUUUUGUGCGCGCCCUUACAGAGGUCGAGAAGCGGUCCAAGGCGGUCAACGAUAAAGCCAAAGAGAACCCAGAGUUGGCAGCCAUAAAGGACGUUAAACCACUGCUAGACGAUCUCAUAAAUCGCGCAGUCGAACGAAUACGAGACUAUAUAGUUGCUCAGAUCAAGGCCAUUCGCUCACCUUCUAUCAAUGCGCAGAUUAUCCAGCAGCAAGCAUUCCUGAAAUACAAAGACUUGUAUUCUUUCCUGGCGAAACAUCAGGCAGAGCUUGCACAACAGAUAGCACAGGCAUACAUAUAUACCAUGCGCUGGUACUAUCUCAAUCAUUUCAGCCGAUACAGAUCAGCGCUUGAGAAGAUCAAGGUACACGCCAUGGAUAGGUACGACGUACUGGGUGAAGAUCCCAGCGCUAGAAGGACUGGAACUUUGCUCGGUCAGUCUCGAAACGCACCAGUUGCCUACGACGCUUUCUCACUCGGACGACGCCGCGAUGCACUGAAGAGCUCUUCCGUCAAUGCUUUACCAGCCAAUGUCGCCGAAGAUGAAAAAUCACCCCACUAUUUGGAGGUGCCUUUCCGCAGCUUUAACCUCGCACUCAUCGACAAUGCAUGCUUCGAGUAUACCUUCAUUUCUACAUACUUCGCUCCAUCGCAAAAUUUCCAUGCGAUCUCGCGGACCUUCAACUCAAUCUUCGAGCCUACGCUAGCAGUUGGGCAAGCGGUUACAAAAUCGCUUGUGGAAGCAACAACGGAUACACUUGGGAUACUGCUUUGCGUACGACUAAACCAGCACUUUGCAUUCGAACUCCAACGCAGGAAGGUUCCAACAGUCGAAGGUUACAUCAACGCGACAAACAUGCUGCUAUGGCCACGGUUCCAGCAGGUUCUGGACAUGCACUGCACGUCGCUCCAGAAAGUCACAGCGUCUCUGCCAGGCCGCCCGUCAACCGGGGCUGCGUUGCUUGGCUCUAGCUCGUCCAAUGCAACCUCUACUGCGCCAACACCUCUCACACAGAAAUUCGCAAACCUACUCCAAGGCAUAUUGGCCCUCUCGUCGGAAGCAGGCGAUGAUGAACCUGUCAGCGUAUCUGUGGGUAGACUGAGAAGUGAGUACGAGGCCUAUCUUACGAAACUGAGCAAGGGUACUAGCGACGCACGGAAGAGAGAACGUUUCUUGUGCAACAACUAUAGCUUGGUAUGUACGAUCUUGGCAGAUGUUGAAGGAAAACUUGGGGAAGAAACGAGGGUACACUUCGAGAAGCUGAGAGAUGCUUUCGACAAGUAG